Molecule: messenger RNA, 2467 nt
Organism: Gadus macrocephalus (Pacific cod)
Lineage: Eukaryota; Metazoa; Chordata; Actinopteri; Gadiformes; Gadidae
Gene: ccbe1
Product: collagen and calcium binding EGF domains 1
Exons: 10
Coding region: 379-1647 (422 amino acids)
Molecular function (GO): calcium ion binding
Source: RefSeq, a predicted model, not a curated record
GAAAAUAAUACUUAGGUCAGCAAAUCUGCCCUACAACCAAAUAUAAAUUGCUAUAAAAUAAAAAAUGGAAAUAGAAUCUUAGUUUAAGCAUAGUGAAUCAAAAAUAGAUUGGAUGGAUGAUUGGCAGGAGUCCAUCUUCACCAUAAGCGCUCAACAAAAGAAAAAAAGUACUUUCGAUUUCUCAGAGAAUGUUUCUGCUGAGAGAAUCUACGAGGGGGAGGAUCCAUGGGGGGUAACAAAAAAAAGAAAAACGUUUUUUUUUUUUAAGUCACUUUCACUGGAGCUUAGCAGCCAAUUAUUGAAGGUCUCCUAACAGCAGGCUGUGUGCGGACCAGCGCAGGACACAGGUGUUCCCCACAGCCCGCAUGGACCUCUGAGAUGCUGCUGAAACGCAACGGACGGCUCUGUGUGAUGGUUGUGACCUGCAUGUUUUUCUCAAGAGGAUAUCUGUGGUCCUUCCGAGAGGAGGACAGCGACGAUGCAGUCAGAGGGGACUGCUCGGAAGGCAACGUCGCCACCACCAGGUACCCGUGCCUGAAGUCCAGCGGGGAGAUCACCACGUGUUACAGGAGGAAAUGUUGUGAGGGGUUCAAGUUUGUGCUGGGCCAGUGCAUUCCUGAAGAGUACGAUGUGUGUGCCAGCGCCCCCUGUGAGCAGCAGUGCACCGACCACUUUGGCCGUGUGGCGUGCACCUGUUACCGCGGUUACCGCUACGACCGCGAGCGACACCGGAACCGCGAGAAGCCCUACUGCCUAGACAUCGACGAGUGCUCCAACCGGACCCUGAGCAGAUGUGCCCAGGGGUGUGAGAACUCGGCCGGCAGCUACAGGUGUGUGUGCGAGCGGGGCUACUUUCUGGAGGAGGACGGGAGGUCCUGCACCAAGGGGGACAGAGCCCCUCGCCUCUCUGUGAAGUCUGAGAACUUCAUGCACGCAGGCACCUGCUCGGCCACCUGCGAGGACUUCCACCAGAUCAAAAUGGCCGUCCUGCAGUUGAAACAAAAGAUGACCCUGAUCCCCGGCUACCCCGAGGUGCCGGAGCAGAUGACCAAUCAGAAGAGGGUGACCUCACCCGCAUUCCUACCGGGCCCUCCGGGUUUGCCUGGACCUCCAGGUAACAACGUAAACUGUCGUCGUCGUAAUGAAAUUAAACUGAACACUAUGUCUCUUUUCCAUGAACAAUUGACCAAUGCAAACAGGGGGAGGACCGGGGACGAUGAUGAGGCUGAACCCGUGGUCUGGUGUGUGUUCUUGGUUCAACAGGGCUCCUCCGGUGCUCCGGGAAGAGACGGGACCAAGGGGCAGAGGGGAGCUACAGGGCAGCCUGGACCGGCAGGCCCGCCAGGUUCCUUUGACUUCCUGCUGCUGCUGAUGGCCGACAUCCGCAACGACAUCGCCCAGCUGCAGGACAAGGUGUACGGUCGGGCCGUGCCCUUCCCCGGCCUCGAGGACGGAGCCCCCGCCGUACCCGACAGCUGGAGGGUCGGGCCCCCGGACGGGUCCCCGGACGGACCCCUGGACGGGCCCCUGGACAGUGGCGAGACGGGCUCCGGAGAGGACUAUAGAGACAGGAGGCCCUGGGCCGGGACGGGCCCCAAGAAGAGCAGGAAGAGGAAAAUGAUCCGGAGCUCCGAUUGGACGAAUUGAAAACAUUAAAGAUAAAAUGGGGGCGGGUCUUUUUAUGGGUUGAUUGAUUGAUUGCUAAUUUAACACGGAGCAGAAUAGUUUAUAUAUUCCUUUUUGUCUAAGAGAUCUUUAUUUUUGUAUACUUUUUCUUACGGUUGUCCUAUUUUUAUAUAUGAGGUAUUUUAUUUGUAAUUGUCUCAGUGCAUGUGUAGUCUUGCAUUUUAACCAAUCUCCUUCAUAGGUAUCUGGACGUCCUACAUUAAAGCUAACCUGCUGUCCUUACACACAGCCUUCUGUUCUGCCCUUUGCGCGCUGAUAAAGACACAGGUUCAGUACAAGGGUGACUAUUUAGUUUUUCCACCUUUAUUCACUCAUGUUAGUCACAGUUAUAUAAUUAUUGGUGAUGAAAUUAGUUAUGUAAUGCAGCGUAAAUCACAGUGAUCUCAAAUGAAUCAAUCGCUUGCGCCCUUUUGGAGUACAGACAGAGUAACUGCCAUAUGUUAGCCACUGUUUGAACAACGAUUUAAACAAAUCUGGGUCAAAUCCUAAACAGAUUGUUAUUUUCUAUCAAGCGGCCAUCAAUAGCUCAAAUUGAUUUGAUCAUUGAUCUCACAUAUAUCUUACUAUAGCCUAGUCCCAUUCAACAAAGAAAUGUGUUACUUCUACAGGUGCUACUGGUUUAAUCUUGUUUAUCGUUAUAACGUGUAUCCAUCCCAUCUUGUCUUAAAUACUCUACUUUCUUAAGAAAGAGCAGACUCAUCUCAUUGACAUUUUUCAUUGAAAAGUCACUAUAACAAGAUGUUACACAUGAAUUAUGGUAUAUAAAUUGAUAUUUAUGCUA